UAUGCACACCGCCCACUUGCUAAACCAACGGUUGCGAUGUGCUAGCUGAAACUGCCGGAAUAAAGCGAUUAUAAGUUGUUUAUUCAAUGUUAAGUUAACGAGUAGUUUGCCGGGUAAAUAGUUAGUGACCUUGUAUUUAACCCCAAGUAGAUAUGUUAAUAAAGUGGCUAAUUUUCAGUGUUUGUUUUGAUCGCAGAGUUGGUAAAUAGGCUGUUGUUGUUGUGGCCUGCUAACUAGCUUAGCUAAGCUAGCAUUAGUUCAGCUGGUUCCUCUUUGCAUCUCAGAAACGAAGAGGGGGAAAUGGCACACCUUCACAGCUAACUCCCAAACCGAGGUUGUCUUAGUAAGGACAAGUUGUGGUGUUGGCCAGGGAUCAGAAAGUUGUCCCCAGCUAUGAGAGAAUCUAACCACUGACUGACAUCUCAGAGAAAUGGAGCUGUACUGGUACAUAGUUGUCAUUAUAUUCAUCGUCAUUAAGAUAUUCUUCUACGUGUGCUGGUAUCGAUCGAGACAGAGGCAGCUGGCGGCGUACCUGAGCAACCCACGCAACGCUCAGAUAGUCAUCGUUGGAGGAAGGGCCUACCUCCAUCAGAUGUGCGAAAGACAGAGUCAGACCUCAGUGUGGCCCAGUUGGUAUGGUGUUCAGGAUGAUCUGUCCAUAGAGGAGCCCUCCGCUAACCUGCCUCCAGCGGCAUCCUUCUCACAACUCGGACAUGCCACCACCAUAUGAGGCCCUCUCUGGAGAUGACGACCUGAAGCCCCCUCCCUACAGCGAGUGUGCUCACCACGUCGAUGAGACUGACGCUGCUCGCCCCUUCCAUCCCCCUCCCGCCGUUUCUGAGGGAGACACUAUUAGCAUAAAUGAAGCCCCGCCCCCUUACACACUGUCCCCCCCGGCAGUCAGCCAGCCAGACAUCCCUCUUUACCACAGCGAGUCAGAGAGCCGCCCCACCUAAACCCCCCCCCCCCCUCCACCAGCCUCCUAUAUGCCAGUUUGCCUUUUCCAUGCACUGCCUUCCUACAUUCAACCUCAGCCGUCUGAGAGCAGAUCUCUGGGUGGGGGGUGUGUGUGAGUGUCUGUUUGCUGGUUUCUAGAAGUUUUUCUACUUUGCGUUUUCUAAAAGCGGUCUUCCAACGAGAUAACGGAUGACAUGAGAAGCCUGCGUGCCUCAGUUUGACGCAGGAUAAAGAUAAACCCUCGGACCUCUAAGAUCAGAGCGGGGCAGAUAAGCAGACAGAGAUCUGUUUCAUAAAGUUGUUUCCUGCUCCUUGUCCAACUUCCUCUCUCAGAUAUAAAAAAGUUGUUCUGCAAACAUGUCGUCUUUAGUUCCUGUGAUGCCUAAUCUGUGGGCCAUAACUUCUGUAAAGCUGUAGACAAGAGCAAACUCUCCCUUUAUGAACAUUAGACACAUCUCAUAGCGACUAACAGACUUCACCUCGCUGUGAAUCAUAUUCACUUUUAUCUUGACACCACUCCCAUGUUUUAUUGGAAGACAAGAACUAUUUGAUCAUGAAUGCUCUAAUUGUCUUAAAUAAUUACCUCGUUAGUGUAACUGGUUAUGUUUAAUACAUCAUGGUGAUUAUUCUGGGACAUUAGGCAUUUCAGAGUGCCUAUUACAUCUGUGAGGGGAAGGGGGCGAGGACAAGUGGAGCCAGCAGUUUAUUUUAUGAUCAGCUCUGCUGCGUCAGCACCCAAACGCCUGACGGAGAGAUUCUGUGCAAACGGUGUAAGCGUGUAUUUUGUCUUUCCAAAUAGUUGCGGGAUCAUGCAAAAGGUUGCUUUGUCCUCGACACAUGAAAACAUAUUUACUGUGGCUGAAAAAUAAUCCAAUCAGUUGUAAUGUUGAUUUGAGGGAAAUAACAAGUGGAAACAACUAAAAAAUACACAUUUCUGGAGCAGAACGUUGAAAAUUCAACAACAAAUCUCAGUUAUUUUAAAUAUUGUUGCAAAAGAAACUAACCAAAAACCGUUUUUAACAGCGUCUGUUCCCCUGUAAUCCCCCGUUGGUUUGCCACAGGCUGGCAGCGGACUCUGUGUGUCCUGUUUGUGCUUCUGCUGUCCUGUUGCUUUAGGAAAGGCUGUUACUUUGCUUUCUGUCCCUUUCUGUUUCCCUGCAUCUCAGAUCAUUCAGAAGCAGCACUGUAAGGGGAACCGUUUCUCUUCCUGUUUUGUUACAGCAAGCAUAUAAUCCGUGUAUGAAUUCUGAAUAUUAGAAAAGAAUCAUGAAUGCUGUGUAGAUGUAUUUGGGGGAAAGUAUAUAAAAGGGUUUUUUUGUGGAGAAUUUAAAUUGUAAUUAUGUGUUUUGUGAUGACAAAUCCUGGGGCGUCGGUCACUGAUGCCUAAAAAACCCCGAACGCUGCGAGGUAGAAAAGCGAAUGUAGAUUCUGAACUGGAUUGACUGACAUGGUGAUGAAUAGAUAAUGAAUAAUUACAGGCUCCUCUGUAAUGACCGUCCUGUGUGCUAUCUUCAUGUUCAUUCCCACAGUGGUGACAUGAAAUCCACUCAGCUGUGCGAGGGAACCGGAACUGAUCUGUGUUUUUGAUUUGGGGAGAGGUCCGUCUUCUGUAUUAAACUGUUGUUCAUAA
Molecule: messenger RNA, 2587 nt
Organism: Eleginops maclovinus (Patagonian blennie)
Lineage: Eukaryota; Metazoa; Chordata; Actinopteri; Perciformes; Eleginopidae
Exons: 5
Coding region: 431-730 (99 amino acids)
Source: RefSeq, a predicted model, not a curated record